AUUCUGCUCUUUAUUGCAAAUUUCGUUUCGUUUUCUGCUUCAUACAUGGCACGGCGGUGGAUUUGCUUGCCUACUUUGUAUUAUUACGAACGAUAUUGGUGGAUUUUUGGUGGGCAAUGUUAUACAAUGUCCUUAAAUAAAUCACUCUGUCCUGUAUUCCUCCGCAAUAUUUUACUUGUGAACCAUGCAAGGAGCAUAUCAACAGGUGCUGUUAACCGUGCCACCCACUAUGAUGUCUUGGGCAUAACACCAAAAGCCACGCAGGGGGAAGUAAAGGCUGCCUACUAUCGUCUGUCCAUGCAAUAUCAUCCGGAUAAAAAUCAAGGAAGUGAAUCGGCAGCUUUAAAAUUUCGGGAAAUUACACAAGCCUAUGAGGUCCUGGGGAAUUUUAGACUAAGGAAGUUGUAUGACAAGGGUAUUCUUCACACAGCUGGUCCACAAUAUGCCCAGAAAGCCCAUGAAACGGCCGAGACACCAGAUGACGCCUCAACGAAAUUCUAUAAAUCACGUUUCCGCAAAUCAAAAGUAUCGGACAGUAGGGGUCAUACACCAAUGUAUGAUUUUGACGAAUGGACUCGCCAACAUUAUGGUGAUUCGUUUCAACGCCGCCAAACGGCCAAAGAGAAAUAUGACCACAAUAAGGAACAGGAGAGAAAUAAGCUAUUAAUAUUGCAAAAAGAAAUAGUGCUGACGUGCGUUAUAUUAUUUUCGGCCUUGGCAUAUAUGAGAUAUUAUUCCGAAUCAUCAUAUGAUUUGCCAAAAGAGAAAAGUAUUCCUAAGCCUGCAGCAGAACAAAGCAAUGUAAAGGAUAGUACAACAUAGUUAAUGUGGUUAUGUUUCUAGUCAAUUUUUUAAUUUAAUUAUUUAAUAUUACGAAAGUUUCAAUGUGAUACUUGUUAUAAAGUCGACGAGAUGUAUAUUUUCAAUUGUAUUUUGAAAUAAAUUAAAUGUUUUAAAGACAAA
This is a messenger RNA of Musca domestica (house fly), 963 nucleotides long. Its product is annotated as dnaJ homolog subfamily C member 30, mitochondrial. NCBI's taxonomy places the organism in Eukaryota, Metazoa, Arthropoda, Insecta, Diptera, Muscidae. The transcript is spliced from 2 exons. Bases 46 to 822 code for a protein of 258 amino acids. The record is from RefSeq and is a predicted model, not a curated record.